ACAUCCCCCCACGUUCGCCAAUGACGCCCCAGAUGCGGGGAGCGGCAUCGCUGCAUCCGUUCUUUCCAUUCUCCAUCGCUGCCACGACCAGUGAGAUCCGCACGAGGAGGGAGAUGCAUCAGGGAGGUUUCACGCUGCUCACCGGCGAAGCCCUCCGACGAGCGGCCAGACCCAGGCGAGGUGGAUUUCGUCGGGUUAUUGCCAGGAGUGGUCUUUUGGGUUUUGCGAGAACGGCGUGUCCAGGACUCCAGGUUAAAACCAGCCGCCCUCCGAGCAAGAGCACCAUGUACCUCUACUACGAGGGCAUGCCAGGUUUUCCACAAGCUUAGCCGCGAGUCAUACGACUUCCUCCGCAGGAACUGUAACCACUUGUACUACGCUCUGCCAUAAUCUCCGCAUCCCCAAGCUUCCAAGUAAGGGUAGGAGAUUUAGCCUUUGUUCUUCUGAUUAGCCACUGAACUAAGGUCUUCUUUAUAAAAAUUAGUCACUGGACUGUAUUUGUAGGCACUGUG
Molecule: messenger RNA, 512 nt
Organism: Triticum dicoccoides
Lineage: Eukaryota; Viridiplantae; Streptophyta; Magnoliopsida; Poales; Poaceae
Exons: 2
Coding region: 21-329 (102 amino acids)
Source: RefSeq, a predicted model, not a curated record